AUGGCCAAACAGUCCUUGAUACCCGCCUCCGCGCCGACCUCCCCUGCCGUGCACCGCAACAAGCAAAACCAGCAGCCCACCACCCCGCAACGGCCCCUCCAUCAUUCGGCGAGCGCAAGGCAAUAUACCUCUCCUUUCUCCCCCGCAAUCUCCUUCUCCUCGCCGUAUACUCCAUUGAGCCAUCGAUCUUUUUCCUCUACUGCAUCAAGUCUCGCGACACCCGCAUCUGCCGCUCCCGCUGGCCGACGCCGGAACCUCAGCCUCUCCCUCUCGUCCCCGGAGGUACCAACUGUCAACAACCCAAACCGCAGCCUCGCCGACAUCGCCCCGAACUGGCGCACGAGGGCGAACGAAAAUGGUAUCAAAGUGUCUCCCAGCGGUGCAUCCAAGUUCCAAAUUGAUGACGAUAGCUUCUGUGACCUCAGCACAUCCUCCGUGGACGAAUCGCUACUUCCGGCGCCGUUCCUGUCCAACCAGCGCCGUGCCCGCGCGCUCUCGCAUGCAUAUGCACCACUCGUUCCGGUCACACAGAACGCACUAGCGACCCCCAACCGCUCGAUUCCGAACAUGGGUAUCAUGAACACCCCUCCUCCUCAACCUGGAUACCGCCUCCGUGGAAGUGUUACCGACCCUGCGCACACGCGUCGUCGUCCUAUUUUCGAACAGACCUCAGAGCUGUACGACAUAGAUGAGGACGACUAUGCGAUUUACUCCGAGGCUUAUUCCCCACCUACCCAUUCCCAGACUCUUCCUCUAGCAUUCAAUGAUCCGUUCAAUAUUUCCAAUCUUUCUAUCUCUGCAAUCGCCAACAUGUCGGAACCUGUACAACUUUACGAGACACCUCAGUACUUCCCACCCCCUCCUAGGAAGGCCCCAGCCGCACCGUCUACUUGCUCGGUUUGCGGGAUGGCCAAGGGGUCUCUGGCGAUUCUCAAGCCGUGUGCCCAUCCUCUGUGCUCGGCUUGCCUUACGAGCGCAUUGAACAUCGUCGGCGAGAAGGACAUGGAGUGCGCCAUGUGCCACAUGAAGGUGGACGACUUCUCUCUCUGCAAGGCUGCGUUCGACAACGGCGCUUCCAUGACCUCGGAGUCGAAGCUCCAACGGAUCAUCGAGGAGUGCAGCGAGAUCGAGGAGUUUGACAGCGGCAUCGGGCUCCUUCCCAGUGCUUUUGGUGGUAGGAGCGGUGACGACAUGGGCCUAUUUGACGACGACGAGGGGUUCAUGGAUCGUGCCCAGGGCGCCUCUACCCCAGUUCGUGAACAUCACGCUUCAGGCCGUAACAACGCCCGCUCGUCCGAGCGCGUCGUGCUCCGCAUCGACAACGUGCCAUGGGACAUCACCCCUCCCGCCAUCGCGCAGUGGCUCAGAUACCCUGUAGAACGCGUCCACGUCCUCCUCGAUCGCAAAGGCAAAACAAUGAGCCAUGCUUUCGCUGAGAUGGUCGACGAAGAUGCGGCAAAGGCUGCUCUUCGUUGCUCUCAAAACUCCGUCCUGGGCAAGGGGAAGCGGGCGCGCGGAGUCACCGUUACCCGAAGCAGCCAGGAAGAACUUAUGCGAGCGCUCUUCCCCUCCUGGCAGGGCAACUUCGACGGCUCGCGUCCCUCUCUCGCGGGUCUCAGCAAUGAGAACGUCAUUUCCACUCUGCAGCGCGGCCUGAUCUCUGAAACGGAGCUGAACUCGCUGUUGCACCUUAUCAAGUCUCCCGAUAGCCAUUUCCUUAAGGUUCCGUCCUUGCCAUUCUAUUCCUUGAUCGGCAUCCUGUCGAAGUUCCCUGCGGAUGAUGAUAGUCGCGUGUUCUGGUCUGGUACCCUCAGAGAUUCCCUUUAUGCUGCUGUCCAGAUCCUGAUGACUCGGAUCGAGGAGAACCCCCUGUCAGACUGGGCCAACCCGUUGUCGCAGAUCGUCCGCGCCGCCCUGGACUGUCAAGCGUUCACCCCAGAGCAAAUGGGCAAGCUCUCGGACAUCCUAGAGGCGGCUCUACCCCGAUCGACGUCUUCUCCUCCUCCGACUCACACCCCAAGAUCUCGGAGUUCAGCCAGCAGCCGGCAAUCGAGCUACAGCGGACGUGCUGUACAUUCCCCUGGGGCGCUCCAGAUCGACGCUGUCGGAAAUCUGGCGAAGGAGUUCGGUGUCGACCCGCUCGUCGUCGAAGCUCUUGCGCAGCGGCUUGCGGCGAUUCACUGA
Molecule: messenger RNA, 2184 nt
Organism: Trametes versicolor FP-101664 SS1
Lineage: Eukaryota; Fungi; Basidiomycota; Agaricomycetes; Polyporales; Polyporaceae
Exons: 9
Coding region: 1-2184 (727 amino acids)
Molecular function (GO): RNA binding
Source: RefSeq, a predicted model, not a curated record